This is a messenger RNA of Oryza brachyantha (malo sina), 1996 nucleotides long. RefSeq names its product probable glycosyltransferase At5g03795. Gene Ontology annotation, molecular function: glycosyltransferase activity. The record is from RefSeq and is a predicted model, not a curated record. Bases 1 to 1755 code for a protein of 584 amino acids. The transcript is spliced from 4 exons. NCBI's taxonomy places the organism in Eukaryota, Viridiplantae, Streptophyta, Magnoliopsida, Poales, Poaceae.
AUGGGAUCAGGCAGCGCCUUCUCCUGGUUGCCUUGCUUGCAUGGCCAUGGCCGCAGGGGCACGUCGUGUGCGGCAGCGUGCGUUAUGCUUGUGGCGUUGGUGAUCUUGGCGGUGGUUUCCGUGGAUCCCAGGGCACAAGCUUCCUGGUUCUUGCUUUCUACCUCGGCUGCUCCAGCUGGCUCUGCUGCCUCCUUGCGUCAGCCGAGUGGUGGUGGUUGGGGCGGCAAUGGCGGCGGCGGCGGCGGUGAGCACCUCCUGGUCACCUCUAGUAGCUUCGGCGGUGGCGCUCGUCGUGGCAGGAACAGCACGAGCAAGGAGGUGCUGUUCCAGGGAGGCGGCGGCGUUGAUGGUACGGCAUCGGCGGCGCCGGCGUUGAUCGUCAGCUCUAUCUCCGGCGACGUCGUGUCGCCGUCCCGUGUGGCCGUCGCGCCGGCGGCGGCGGAACCUACAAUGGCGCCGGCGCCGGCGCCAGCCCCGGAAUGGGGUGUUGGUGAUGCUGCUGCUGCUGGUAGUGCAGACGAUAAUAUCAUUCAGGUAACGCCGCAAGUGCAGAGAAGAAGGGAUGCAAAAUUAGAGCGAUUAGAACUCGGUCUUGCGAAAGCUCGGGCAGCGAUAAGGGAAGCCAUCAAGAACAAGGAGAAACUGCCCCCAUUGCCUGACAAAGAUUAUGUGCCAGUUGGGCCAAUCUACAGAAAUGCCUAUGCAUUUCACAGGAGCUACCUGGAGAUGGAGAAGCUGUUCAAGGUGUACGUGUACGAGGAAGGCGAGCCGCCGGUGUUCCACGACGGGCCGUGCCGCAGCAUCUACUCGACGGAGGGGAGGUUCAUCUACGCGAUGGAGGCGGAGAGCCGGAUGCGCACGAGGGACGCCGGCGAGGCGCACGCCUUCUUCCUCCCGUUCAGCGUCGUCAAGAUGGUGAAGACGAUCUACGAGCCCCGCUCGCGCGACAUGGCGCCGCUGCGGCGGACCGUCUCGGACUACAUCGACGUGGUGGCGGCCAGGCACCCGCACUGGAACCGCAGCCUUGGGGCGGACCACUUCAUGCUCUCCUGCCAUGACUGGGGGCCGUACGUGUCGGCGGCGAAUGUCCAUCUCUUCUCCAACUCCAUCAGGGUGCUCUGCAACGCCAACACGUCGGAGGGGUUCGACCCGUCGAGGGACGUCUCCCUGCCGGAGAUCAACCUGCGGAGCGACGCCGUGGGCGGCCAGGUGGGCGGGCCGUCGGCGUCGCGGCGGCCGAUCCUCGCCUUCUUCGCCGGCGGCGGCGACCACGGCCCCGUCCGGCCGCUGCUGCUGAAGCACUGGGGCAGGGGGCAGGACGCCGACGUGCAGGUGAGCGAGUACCUCCCCGGCCGCCGCGGCGGGGCGUCGUCGUACACGGACAUGAUGCGGCGGAGCAGGUUCUGCCUGUGCCCGAGCGGGUACGAGGUGGCGAGCCCCCGGGUGGUGGAGGCCAUCUACCUGGAGUGCGUCCCCGUGGUGAUCGGCGACGACUACGCGCUGCCGUUCGCCGACGUGCUCAACUGGCCGGCGUUCUCGGUGCGCGUCGCGGUGGGGGACAUCCCGCGGCUGAAGGAGAUCCUCGCCGCCGUGUCGCCGCGGCAGUACAUACGGAUGCAGCGGCGGGUGAGGGCCGUGCGCCGCCACUUCAUGGUCAGCGACGGCGCGCCGCGGCGGUUCGACGUGUUCCACAUGAUCCUCCACUCCGUCUGGCUCAGGAGGCUCAACGUCAGGGUCGUCGCGCCGCCGGCGUGAACGGAGACGAUGACGACCACCGCGGUGGGAUGGGAUCCGUCGGUGGCUCACGCGUCGAUUUGCUUGCUUGCUUCUUGGUUUUCUACGUCCUGUGAAGGGCUCGUUUGAUGCAAUUUGAUGUGUACAUUUUCAUCUCUUCUUCUUCUUUGCAAAUGUGUAAAUUUUGAUCACUUCCUCUUUGCAAAUGUGUAAAUUUUGAUCGCUUGGACAAACUUUGAGUUUGUAUUCCUCUUCUACUUAA